This is a messenger RNA of Lathyrus oleraceus (garden pea), 822 nucleotides long. RefSeq names its product photosynthetic NDH subunit of subcomplex B 3, chloroplastic. Bases 140 to 622 code for a protein of 160 amino acids. Gene Ontology annotation, cellular component: mitochondrion. The transcript is spliced from 6 exons. The record is from RefSeq and is a predicted model, not a curated record. Gene Ontology annotation, molecular function: 2 iron, 2 sulfur cluster binding; electron transfer activity. Lineage: Eukaryota; Viridiplantae; Streptophyta; Magnoliopsida; Fabales; Fabaceae. Gene Ontology annotation, biological process: P450-containing electron transport chain.
UACUUUUAAAAAAUUGCAGAGGUGAUGGGUUAUUCAUAUGUUUAUCUUUAAAAAAACAAUAUCUCAAACUUCAAAAUACAAUUUUUAGCUCUUUUUUUUUUGUUGUGUUUUUCUUAUAAAGCAUAUAUCAGAAAAGAAAAUGGCUUCUAUAAAUAUAUUCACCCCGGCUCCACUCACCGCCGGCGGCAUCCGGAAUCCAACUAACAACUCCUCCCGGCGGCGACCCAACUCAGUUUCUUUCGUUUCUAAUUCGCCGGAAUCUCCUCCCGAAAUAGAACUCGAUUUCAUUGCGCCUAAACCGGACGGCGAGGGUUCGUUUCCGGUGGAUAAAGCGAAAGCAAUAAGCGGCGAGAAGCUGAUGAGGAGCAUCAUGCUGGAUAACAAGAUUGAACUUUAUGCCACCUAUGGAAAGUUGAUGAACUGUGGGGGAGGUGGUAGCUGUGGAACUUGUAUUGUCGAGAUAAUUGAAGGACAGGAUCUUUUAAAUGAAAGGACAAAUACGGAACUUAAAUAUCUUAAGAAGAAACCUGAAUCUUGGAGGCUGGCUUGUCAAACUAUUGUUGGGAACAAAGAAAACUCUGGCAAGGUGGUUGUUCAAAGGAUUCCUCAAUGGAAGAAGUAACAUACCAAGCCAAGUACCAUAUCAUGGAUUUUACAUCAUUCAUUUAUCAAAAAUCUUGCUUUUAUUUAUAAUGUAAGUUUGAUGUUGUAUAAUGUAUAAUUUCCCUUACACGUUUGAAUAUAAUGCAUGCUACUUUACUUUCUAUUCUUUGGGGUACAAUAUUGUAAUAUUGUAAUAAUUAUUAUUAGAUUUUGAUUUAA